GUUUUCCAAUGCAGUAUUUAAACUACUGUUAAUCCGUUAAUACGGAUAAUAAACCUAAACAAUGUUGAGCUUUUAUAUAAUUUGUUCAGUUUAUCUAGCAACAUACACGGUAAAUGCAGAUAAUAUUGUACUUGACAAUGACGGCAAUCCAAUCAUGCCGAGUGGGCUUCGAAAGACCCAAAAAACGGCUAAUGGAAGCGCCGUUACAAUCGCCGGAAAACUAAACACACCAGACAAUUUGAUAGCAAAUAAUAAAUGGAAGGGAAACACGGUUGGCAAGAACAAUGUAGUUGGUGAUUUAAAAAUUAAUGACAACCUUGGAAACAUUCCGACUAGAGGAAGAAGCUUAGAAACACUCUUGACCUGGGGUGACAAUUCGGCGGUAGAUCAAAAUGAUAAUGCAGACAACAGCUAUAACUGGCGAGAUUUCAUGUCAGAUAUGAUAUAUGGACGUAGAAACAACCGCUACAACAAUAGGAAGCUAUACGGGUCGCCAAUACCUCCAUCACCGCCACCUCCACCUCCACCUCCACCAACAUCUUUCAGCAGUGGACCGAAUAAUUAUUGGGACAACUUUCAACCGUUACCACCACCGUUAUAUCUACCACCUCCAUCACCACUACCAAUAUAUCAACCACCACCACUAUAUCUACCGUCUCCAACACCACCACCAUUAUAUCUACCACCUCCAUCAAUGUAUCAACCGCCUCCGCCUCCACCACCACCACUGCCUUACAACAAAGGAUCGAAUAACUUUUCAGGUAACUUUCAACCAUUUUGGACGCCACCAACACCCUAUCCACUACCACCACAAAAUAAUGAAUUCUAUUUUCACAACACUAAAAUUCCAAAGAAACGAUUCAACAACGUUAAUAAUGGACGCAAUGAUAAUGACAAUGAUAUGUUGAUGAGCCCAAAUAUAGUUAUUAAUGAUGACGGAGCCGUGAUAAACGGCAAAAGAAUUCCAAUGUAUUCAAUAAGCCAACCAGGAGUAUCUGUAAACUUUAAUGGUGCUGGUGAACUCAUGGUCAACGGCCAAAAAGUUACAGUAGAUAGAGCAGGAAAUCCAAUAAAUCCAGCUGAAGUUGGCAGUAGUGGGAAAACACAAGGUAGGUACGAUUCAAAAUGGUGCUGAGUAAGAAUAAGGCUGGAAAUGUCAAAAACGAUGAUUCUAACUUUACAAAUUCAAAUAAACAUACAGGAAGCAAUAAAUCGAAAAUUGGAGGUGAACUAAAACUUCAAUAACAAUGGAAUUAUGAAUAAUAGUAAACAAAAAACUAAAUCAAGAAAAGGCGGUAAACUAGAAAGUAAUAUACGAAAACAGCAGCAAAUCAAUAAUAUUGGCAAGUUUAAGUAUUGAAAAUAAUAUGACUUCAACUCUUAAGUUACAUAUAAAUAUCAACAACCAAUGUUAAACAA
Molecule: messenger RNA, 1419 nt
Organism: Adelges cooleyi (spruce gall adelgid)
Lineage: Eukaryota; Metazoa; Arthropoda; Insecta; Hemiptera; Adelgidae
Product: formin-J-like
Exons: 9
Coding region: 62-1135 (357 amino acids)
Source: RefSeq, a predicted model, not a curated record